AUGGUGGAGACAAAGGCCAUGCCCUUGAUGAACUUCCAGUUUGCUGGUGAAGGCUGGUCACAAAACCGGAGAUUUAAGAGAAAGAGGAAACAUAGAUCAAGAGCUGCCCUUGCCACUACCUAUGUGGAGACUUUAUGCCAAGUCCCACUCUUAGUGCUGCAAUGCCCCAACCUGACGUUAAAGAAGCUGCCCUGGGUGAACAUGCCCUCAGCCAUGACCGUAUACUUCCUGGUGGUGGUAUCUUACUUUCUCAUCUCUGGAGGAAUAGUUUAUAAUGUUAUUGUUGAACCUCCAAGUGUUGACUCUAUGACUGAUAAACAUGGGAAUAAGAGACCAGUAGCUUUCUCGGCCUACUGA
This is a messenger RNA of Pteronotus mesoamericanus, 357 nucleotides long. Its product is annotated as oligosaccharyltransferase complex subunit OSTC-like. NCBI's taxonomy places the organism in Eukaryota, Metazoa, Chordata, Mammalia, Chiroptera, Mormoopidae. The record is from RefSeq and is a predicted model, not a curated record. Bases 1 to 357 code for a protein of 118 amino acids. The transcript has 2 exons. Gene Ontology annotation, cellular component: oligosaccharyltransferase complex.